Molecule: messenger RNA, 2569 nt
Organism: Lagenorhynchus albirostris (white-beaked dolphin)
Lineage: Eukaryota; Metazoa; Chordata; Mammalia; Artiodactyla; Delphinidae
Gene: RNLS
Product: renalase, FAD dependent amine oxidase
Exons: 8
Coding region: 92-1177 (361 amino acids)
Cellular component (GO): extracellular region
Molecular function (GO): oxidoreductase activity, acting on NAD(P)H
Source: RefSeq, a predicted model, not a curated record
CCCGGAGCGCGGAGCCGACAUCUCUAACCCGCUGAGCUUUGGCUGUUCCACCUACUGCAGGCUGGCCACCCCGCCGCGGAGACAGCGGGGCAUGGCGCGGGUGCUGAUCGUGGGCGCCGGGCUGACGGGAAGCCUGUGCGCAGCGCUGCUGAGGAAGGCGGCGACCCGUCCUUUGCACCUUGCUGUGUGGGACAAGGCCGAGGACUCAGGGGGAAGAAUGACCACAGCCAGCAGUCCUCAUAAUCCACAGAGCACAGUGGACUUGGGUGCCCAGUACAUCACCUGCACUCCUCAUUAUGCCAAAAAACACCAGAGUUUUUAUGAUGAACUGUUAGCUCCUGGUGUUUUGAAGCCUCUGACCUCUCCUAUUGAAGGAAUGGUGAUAAAAGAAGGAGAUUGUAACUUUGUGGCACCUGACGGAGUUUCUUCAAUUAUUAACCAUUACUUGAAAGAAUCAGGUGCUGAUGUCUACUUCAGACAAUGUGUGACCCAGAUCAACCUGAGAAAUGACAAGUGGGAAGUCCUCAGGGAAACAGGCUCCCCUGAGCUGUUUGAUAUUGCUGUCCUCACGAUGCCAGCUCCCCAGAUUCUGCAGCUUCAAGGUGACAUCGUCAACUUUUAUUUUCUCAGAAUAAUCAGAAGUACACUUCUGCUAACUGAUGUCUCUCCUAAAGUAAUUAGUGAAUGCCAAAGGCAGCAACUGGAGUCUGUGAGCUACUCCUCUCGCUACGCGCUGGGCCUCUUUUAUGAAGCUGGCACGAAGAUUGAUGUCCCUUGGGCUGGGCAGUACAUCACCAGUAAUCCCUGCAUUCGCUUCAUCUCCAUUGAUAAUAAGAAACGCAAUAUAGAGUCAUCGGAAAUCGGGCCUUCCCUUGUGAUUCACACCACUGUCUCGUUUGGAGUUACAUACUUGGAACACAGCACUGAAGAUGUGCAGGAGUUAAUCUUCCAGCAGCUGGAAAAUAUUUUGCCUGGUUUGCCUCAGCCAGUUGCUACCAAAUGCCAGAAAUGGAGACAUUCACAGGUUACAAGUGCUGCUGCCAACUCUCCCGGUCAAAUGACUCUUCAUCUGAAACCGUUUCUUGUGUGUGGAGGGGAUGGGUUUACUCAGUCCAACUUUGAUGGCUGCAUCACUUCUGCCUUGUGUGUUCUGGAAGCUUUAAAGAAUCAUAUUUAGUACCUGUAUUCUUAUUUUUUACAUGUACUUUGGGGUUUUCACAAUUUUCUGUUAUUGAUUAUUUUGUUUUAUAUUUUGUUGAGAGAAAUUACCGGAAAAGUGCUCUUUACUGAUUGUUAUUUUUCAUAUGGAGUAAAAAAUCAAUUUUAUAAUUUCAACAGUUACAAGUCAUGCUAGAAUGAAAUUCCUUGUACUUUAUACUUUUUUCCACUUUUCUGAAUUGCCAUGUCUACUCCUUGUUGGAGGCAAAGUAGUGCUUAAGAAAAACAAAUGACUCUUCCCCCAAAUUAUGUCAAAUCAAAGUAACAGUUCAUGUUCAGAAACCUUUAUUAUUCUUUUGAAAAUUUCAAUCCCUAGUGAAGAAUAAUCAUUAUCAAGGCCUCAUUAUAAAUCUUCAAGUAUGUCCUUGAUUCAGUAUUUUUACAAAUUGCCAAACUACAAGAUUCCUCCAAACUGUGGAUAACAGAGUAUAAUUUUUGUUUCUCAUUUCUCUUCCAAGUUAUUAAAUGAUCCUGAAUUGUAGGUCACAUAUGUCAUCAUCUCUAAGAACGCAGUUUGGAGGGCAACUUGACUGACAAAGAAAUGCCUCUUCAAAUUUUCAGAAAAUAACCAGAUUCAACUUGACUUUCCAAGUCACACAGUACUUUUUAACCUCAGGAAAAAAAAAAUCCAGUCUUAAUAGGAAAGAUAAAAAUUAAAGAGAAACUGAGAGAAAUUAUAUUGAUCUUUACCUUUUGCUAUCUCCUGUCGCUAGUGCUGUUACUUUUAUGUCCUCUGCAGUAUGUGCUGUGGCAUUUAGACUCUGUCAAGUUUAAUGAAUUUAAUACAAAAAAAUUUACUGAACCAGAAAAUAGAUGCACUUAAAACAGUUCAAUAUUUGCCAACUUAGCGGUUCAGCAUAUCACCCACAUGCUUCAGUGACAACCCCAUGACUUGCUGGCUGGAGAGAAAUUGAUCCCCAGCCUUCCAAACAAGCUACCUGUUGCUAAUUUGGAAAGUGAAAUGGUGAGUUCCAUUUUGCCAUUUUGAAAGGAAAGAAAUUGUUGCAGCCUCUCAAACUGAGAAAAGUUCAACCAAAGACUCCUUAGCUUGGUAGUAUUUAAAAUCUCACACUUACAUGCCCACUAUCAUACAUACACACACACAGGCACAGGCAGAAUUUGUUUAUGUAACUACAGAGUGGGUUUUGUGAUUCUAUGAAAUGUCAUUAUACAUCUCCUAUCAGCAAUCAAUUCAUGGAAAACUGAAAUGCCUACAUGUGGUUAACAUCACUUAUUUUUGAAAGCAUAGAAAGGAAAAGGGAAAUUACUGUGAUCUCUGGUAUGAUAUGAUAAAAAUAUUGAGAUUUCUUUCAUCAUUUUGGCCUAUAUUUGAUUAACAUUUGUCUUUAUU